AUGCAGAAUUGGAGUAUAUCUACUAAUUUCCACCUUCAUAAAGGGGGUAGAAUAUUGGUAGCCUGGCUUGAUAGUAAUUUCAUCGUUGAUAUUUUGUAUGUGUCAGCGCAAUGUGUGCAUCUGUAUGUUAAGAAUGUGGCUAUGAAGAGGGACUUCACUAUCACGGUCGUUUAUGCUUUUAAUGACAAUGAGAGUAGGAAACCUUUGUGGAAUGACUUGUGUGAUUUGCAUAGGAGUGUGAAAGGUCCUUGGAUUGUUACUGGGGACUUCAACUCUCCUCUUUAUUUGGAGGACAGAAUUGGAAGAGAGGUCUCUCCUGCGGAGAUCAGAGACUUUCAGCAUGCCACUAUUAACUGUGAGGUGGUUGAUAUGAGCUCUAUUGGUCCGAGAUUUACAUGGAAUAACAAGCAAUAUGGUUCCAAAAGGGUGCUUAGCAAGUUGGAUAGAUGCCUUGUCAAUGCAGAUUGGGUCAGGGACUUCCCUAGUGCUUAUGCUCACUUCCAUCCAGAAGGAGCCUUUGAUCAUUGCCCUGUGGUUGUUCACUUGGAUAAUCAGAGAAUUGAAGGUAAGGCUGGGUUUAAAUUUCUUGAUUAUUGGGCAGAUCACCCCUUGUUUUAUAGAACAGUUGAGAAUGGUUGGAGUAGUGAUAUUCGAGGAGUGCCCAUGUAUAAGGUGGUUAAGAAGAUGAAACAGAUUAAAAAUGGUUUAAAAAGCUUGCAAAAGAGGUAUUUUGAUCAGAUAGAAGAACAAUUUAUGCAGGUUAACGCUGAGCUGAAUAGCAUCCAAGAGGUUAUGCACAAUUUUCCUGCUGAUCCCAUGGUUAGUCAAUAUGAGUAUGAGGUUGCUCAGAGAUACACUAUAACCAAGAAAGCUUAUGUUAGUUACUUGGCGCAAAGGGCAAAGGCGCAUUGGUUGAAAGCUGGAGAUGAAAACACCCAAUAUUUUCACAAGGGACUGCUGGAGCACAGAGAACUCCUGUGCAGCAAGAGAUUAUUGACAGAUAAAGAGAUCAAGCAGGCUAUGUUCUCCAUUCCUGGCACCAAGGCUCCUGGGCCGGAUGGGUAUAAUUCAACUUUUUUCACAAAAUCUUGGCAUAUCGUUGGCCUUGAGGUAUGUGAAGCUAUUAGAGAUUUCUUUGAACAUGGUAAGAUGCUAAAGGAAGUAAAUUGUACUAGGCUCACUGUAAUUCCUAAGGCUGAAGUUAGUCCUUCUUGGUCUAAUUUCUCCUAUUCAAUCUCGUUUCAUUCAAGGAAAGCUUAUGACUUUGUUCAAUGGGAUUUCCUCAAGGAAAUGUUAGAGAGUCUUCACUUUCCCGAUCAAUUUAUCUCUUGGAUUAUGGCAUGUGUCACUACUCCGUCUUUCACUUUGUUUGUUAAUGGGCAGAAUCAUGGCUUUUUCAAGGGGAAGCAGGGACUCAGACAGGGUGACCCUAUGUCUCCACUUUUGUUUGUUAUUUGCAUGGAGUACCUGUCUAGGCUGUUGCAUUAUGCUGGGAAUCAGGAAGGCUAUAAAUUCCACUAUAGGUGCUCCUCUCUGAAGUUAAAUCACCUGGUAUUUGCUGAUGAUUUGAUCUUGUUUUUUAGAGGAGAGAAAUAUUCUGUCAUGCUUAAUAUGAGAGCUCUUACCACUUUUGCUCAAGCCUCUGGUUUGGUUGCUAAUAACGGUAAAUCUGCUUUGUAUACUUGUAAUAUGAAUGAGGAGGUUAAGGAGGAAAUUCUUAGAUGCACUGGUUUUGUUGAGGAGAGUCUUCCUUUUAGAUACCUGGGAGUGAGAAUCAAUGCUAAGAAGAUGAGCGCUAAUGAUUGUGACUUCAUGGUGGAUAAAAUUGUUGCUAGGAUUAAAUCCUGGGGUGCUAGACACUUAUCUUAUGCUAGUAGGGCUCAGCUUGUCAAUACUGUUCUGCUUAAUCUCCAUAGCUACUGGGCCUCCAUGUUCUUCCUACCAAAGAAAGUUAUUGAUCAAGUUACAACUAUGUGUAGGAAUUUCUUGUGGUCAGGUGAACCCUUCUCUACUAAAAGUCCUCCCAUUGCAUGGGAUCUGGUUUGCAGACCUAAGAGAGAGGGUGGUCUGGGUUUUAAAGAGAGUCAUACUUGGAACAUUGCUAUGUUGGGGAAAUAUGUGUGGAGCAUUGCUUCUAAAGAGGAUAAUAUGUGGGUCAAAUGGGUGAAUCAUGUGUAUCUGAGAGGUAGAGAUUGGAAAAGUUACAGUGUUCCUCCAAGUGCAAGCUGGUAUUGGAAGUAA
Molecule: messenger RNA, 2241 nt
Organism: Chenopodium quinoa (quinoa)
Lineage: Eukaryota; Viridiplantae; Streptophyta; Magnoliopsida; Caryophyllales; Amaranthaceae
Exons: 4
Coding region: 1-2241 (746 amino acids)
Source: RefSeq, a predicted model, not a curated record